AUGGACAGGGUAUCGUUUUUCACGUGGGAGAAUAUAAGAGAGUACUGUUUACAACUGCCUGGUAAUCCAGAAACUACCGAGCAUCAAACAAUGUUGCGUAUUAAGACGUUAAUCUUCCUGGGUCUGGCCGCAACGAUAGGCGGUGACUCGACGAAGAGCAAUGACGGCAAGACAAAACGUGGACUUGAGCUUGGCGAUCACUCGGAUUUUGGUGACUUUGGUGGACAUGGAUUAGGUGGUCUCGGGGGUGGUUUUGGAAAUACACUGGCAGCUGGUGGUCUUGGUGGUGACAGCGGGCACAUCUCGUCCAUCACCAUCCAUCGGGAAGUGCCAGUGCCAGUUCCCGCACCCUAUCCAGUGGAGAAACAAGUUCCAGUGCCAUACGCUGUUCCAGUAAAAGUUCCGGUGGACAGACCUGUUCCGUAUCACGUGCCUGCACCCUAUCCGGUGCCAGUGGAAAAGCACGUGCCUGUACCCGUGGAGAAACCCGUGCCUUAUCCUGUCAAAGUACCAGUUAAAGUUCCCUAUGAGGUGCCCUAUCCCGUGGAGGUUCCAGUUAAGGUCCUCUAUCCGGUUCACAAGGAGGUGCCCUAUCCAGUGAAAGUUCCAUACGUGGUAAAGGAAUCUUAUCCUGUAUUUGUUCAUGCCCAUGAUGAGCAUCAGGGUGGAUAUGCUGCAGGUUUUGGCUAUGGGGGACACGAUUUUGGUCAUGGUGGCUUUGGUCAUCAUCAUUAGCUGUUAAAUUCAAAUUCUGUUAUUAAGAUUUUGAUAUUAGGUUCAUUGAAUUGUAGUAUUUGAAAAAUGUUGAUUAAGAAAUCACUAUGUUGAAUUAUCUGACAAAUGACACAGCAACGAUGAGGAGUGAAAUUAAUAUAUUCAAUCUCCUGCAUUUAUUUCAAAGUAAUUCACUUGAAUAAUUGAAGGUGAAGGUGGAAAAUAAAUUGAGACUUCUCAACGAUGUUGAAUUGA
Molecule: messenger RNA, 969 nt
Organism: Diachasmimorpha longicaudata
Lineage: Eukaryota; Metazoa; Arthropoda; Insecta; Hymenoptera; Braconidae
Product: chorion protein S38-like
Exons: 3
Coding region: 1-735 (244 amino acids)
Source: RefSeq, a predicted model, not a curated record